UACACAUCACAUAUAUCCCUGGAGCUAAGCUAAAGCUAGGCUAGGCUAACUAGCUGCUACAGAGUGACAUGAAGUCAACUUUACACUCUGUCUCAAUGAAGGAGAUUCCAGAGUGAUUGGGACAUGGAGUUAAGAAACAUCAAGGACCAGUCUCCAUUGGUCCAGGCCAUAUUCAGCAGAAACACAGAAGAGGUGACAUUUUUGUUGAACCAUAAUGAAGAUGUCAACUCACUGGACCAAGAACAGAGCACACCACUUCAUGCUGCUGCUUAUUUGGGCGAUGUCCACACUAUGGACCUACUUAUCACUUCAGGUGCAAAUGUCAACGCCAAGGACCAGGGUUUGCUGACUCCCUUACAUCGAGCGGCUGCCUCUCGAAAUGAGAAAGCUGUGGAGCUGCUGCUAAAGCACAAAGCAGAGGUCAACACAAAGGACAAGUACUGGCACACACCUUUGCACAUGGCAGCUGCAAAGUGGGCCACAGGCUGUGCCGAAGCUCUGAUACCACAUGUGUGCAGCCUGGAUGUUGCCGACAGGUCGGGAAGGACACCACUGCAUCAUGCAGCGCACAGCGGCCAUGAAGAGAUGGUUAACCUGCUCCUGAGCAAAGGUGUCAAUGUGAGCGCCAAAGACAAGAAGGAAAGGCAGGCAGUCCACUGGGCUGCAUACCUUGGUCAUGUGGAGGUUAUGAAGCUGCUGGUGUCUCACAGUGCUGAUGUGAUGUGUAAGGACAAACGUGGUUACACUCCACUCCACGCUGCAGCUGCCAGUGGACAAUUAGAUGUGGUGAAAUAUCUGUUGAGACUGGCAGUGGAGACUGAUGAGCCAAACAUUUUUGGGAACACAGCGCUCCACAUGGCCUGUCACACAGGGCAGGAUGCCGUGGCCACUGAGCUGGUGAACUGCGGUGCCAACAUCAACCAGCCCAACCACCUCGGCAGCACGCCGCUGCAUCUGUCUGCUGCCUCCUCUAGCGGCGUGCUGUGUCUCGAACUGCUAAUCAAUAAUGGUGCUGAUAUCAACGUGCAGAAUAAAGAAGGGAAGAGCCCUUUACAUAUGGCUGCUAUGCACGGGCGCUUCUCAGGCUCUCAGAUUCUUAUCCAAAAUGGUGGGGAGAUUGACUGUGCUGAUAUAUUUGGAAACACUCCACUUCAUGUUGCUGCCAGAUAUGGUCAGGAGUUGCUGAUCAGCACUCUGCUGACAAAUGGUGCUGAUAAGACCAGACAGGGCAUUCAUGGGAUGCUUCCACUGCAUUUUGCAGCACUCUACGGAUUUCCAGACUGUUGUCGAAAGUUACUGUCUAAUGGCCAGUUUUAUGUCAUGCCGUCUCAAAUGCAAUCCGCUGGGGUUGAUGUUAACGUCUUAGACGACUACGGGAGGACCUGUCUGCAUGCAGCUGCCUCUGGAGGACAUGUUGACUGUCUGAACUUGCUGUUGAGCAGUGCCGCUGUGGAUCUGGAUGUUAAAGAUCACUUGGGAAGAUCUCCUUUGCACUAUGCUGCCGCUAACGGGAACAGCCAAUGCACGAUCUCCCUGGUGAGAGCUGGCGCUGAGGUCAAUGAGAUGGAUCUGACAGGCUGCAGCCCUCUGCACUACGCUGCUGCCUCUCACACCUUUUGUGGAGAAGAAACGAGCUCUGACCCCCACAGUGAGGGAAAAGAGCGAGAAGCCUCUCUGUGUUUAGACUUCUUGCUUGACAACGGGGCAGACCCAACUCUGAAGAACAGUAAGGGUUACAGUGCCGUCCACUAUGCAGCAGCUUAUGGGAACAAACAGCACCUGGAACUGCUCCUGGAGAUUUCUUUCAACUGUCUUGAAGAGGUUGAAAGUAAUAUUCCUGUCAGCCCUCUGCACUUAGCUGCGUAUUAUGGUCACUGUGAGGCGCUGUGUUUGCUUUGUGAGACAUUAGUGAGUCUGGAUGUGCGGGACGUUGAAGGCAGAACCGCCCUCCACCUGGCUGCUCAAAGAGGUUUUGCACUGUGUGUGGAGGUGCUAAUGAAACAUCAAGCCUCUUACACACUGAAGGAGCACAAGCACAAGCGGACAGCUAUUCAUGCUGCAGCUGCUGAGGGCCAAAUGGACUGUUUGCUUUUAUUGGUGAACGGGGAACAAAGUGCAGACGUCAUCGACAGUCCAGAUACACAGGGACAGACGGCUCUCAUGCUCGCGGCUCUGGGAUGUCACACCGACUGUGUCCACAUCCUGUUGGAGAAAGGAGCAAAGGCUGAUGCUGCAGACAAAAAGGGCUUCACUGCAUUACACAGAGCUGCCAUGUUGGGCAGUGAAGACUGUGUAUCUGCUCUGUUGGAACAUGGAGCCUCUGCUCUGUGUCGAGACUCUCAGGGACGGACCCCGCUGCACCUCGCAGCGUCCCGCGGCCACACAGAGCUACUUCGGACUUUGCUAAAGGCUGCUAUGAAAGCUGACCCUCUGGACUCCAUAUUGGACCACAGAGGCUACACACCCACCCACUGGGCUGCCCACCAAGGGCGUGAAGGAUGUUUACACAUUUUACUUGAAAAGAAACUUUAUAGCAAUCAGGAGGGAAAUCUCUUCACUGCGUUGCACUGUGCUCUAGUUAAUGGACAUGAUGCUGCUGCUGAACUUCUAGUGAAGACUGUUGGCCCACAAAUUGUUAAUGUUAGCGAUGCCAAAGGAAGGACCCCACUGCAUGCGGCUGCUUAUUCAGGUAGUGUUGCUGGGCUUCAGCUGGUCCUGGCCCAGGGAGCAGACGUCAAUGCUGUGGACCACUGUGGACGCUCUGCUAUGAUGGUUGCUGCUCACUGUGGACAGACUAUGGCUGUUGAGUUCUUGCUGCACAAAGCGAAGCCAGACCUGACCCUGGUGGAUGUCAAUAAUAACACUGCCCUUCACUUAGCCUGCAGCAAGGGUCAUGAGAUGUGUGCCCUGUUGAUCCUUGGAGAGAUCAGCGACUCCUCACUCAUAAAUGCAACAAACAGCGCUCUCCAAAUGCCCCUUCAUAUCGCAGCGAGGAAAGGCCUGGCAACUGUAGUGCAGGUGUUAUUGAGCAGAGGAGCAGCAGUCAUGGCUGUAGAUGAAGAAGGUCACACGCCGGCUCUGGCCUGUGCCCCAAACAAGAACGUGGCAGACUGUCUUGCGCUGAUCCUCUCCACCAUGAAGCCUUUCCCACCCAGAGAGGCCAGCGGUGGUGCAGCCUCCCACUACAACCCCAUCCUGAAGAACUGUGGCAUCGCUUCCACAUGUGGGUCCAGCGGCAACCUGUGCCACGCCUAGAUUAAGGUGCUGCACAAGGACACUGUGGGCUCGAGUGAAAUUUAAUCCCAGCGAAGCCCAAAGUCUCCACGUAUUACCACACACGCACACUCACCUCUUCAGGAAUGUGUGAUCAUGCAUAGCUUCUUUUUCAACGUGAUGACGUUUAUAAAUGUGUGUCACAUGCAGCACAUGCAGGACAUUAUGUCCUCUUGCACCUGUAGCAUCGAUUGCUUCUUUAAAAUCUAGUCUUACACUUUACUAAUAUUAGCAGAUUUGUUAGAUUAUCUUUUUUGUCACAUGAGUUAGCACAUAUGUUAUUUUAAAGAAGUACGUACUAUUAGAAAAGAGUGAAAAUUUUAACAUGAGCACACUACACAAGCCUCUCACUUGAACCCCGUCCGCUGUCAGUAUUGGCCUAAUUUAUCGUUAAACACCAGAGCCUGAAAUCUCCAUGUUUGUCUUCAUUUGAUUCAAGUGCAAGAAUAUUCGAAUGAUCGUGUGUUUGUGUUACAUAUGCGUGUAUUUACAAGUGCUAUUUUGCAUAUAAGACAUUGCUUCUUAAUAUACUUGUUUUAAAAUAUCUAACAGGUGCUUUAAACCUUUUAUGCAAUUAAUAAGACUCUAUUUUUCUAUCCUGUCCAGAGUGUAGCCGACAGUACACUGAUAAAAAUAACCUCGUUAUUCUAAAGCUAUCAUGACUUACAUAAGUUACAUUUCAUUUAAGUAAAGUCACAAGCAUGUGUAUAGUAGUAGUGAUAUAGUUUUACAGACUCUAGUGUAUAUAUAGUUCUUAAAAUGAAGUUAAUCUUUUACUUAUUAUCUUUAAAAUCCCAAAUUAUUGAGAAUUAACCUCAGGUCGCUCUGUACUGUAUUGUGGGUGCAAUAAAAAGCACAUUUUAAGCGAGAUGUUGCAUAACAAAUGUAUGACAGAAGUAACAUAUUUCAGUUGAACAAGCCAGAGAAUUAAAUAAACGAAAGGCUAAGCAGAUAGAAAAUAUACGUGUCAAUAUGAACAGUUUCAAAGCACAAGGAAAAAAAGGACUUUCAGUGUCUGAGUGUUAAAGUCUUUAGCAAAUGUGUCAUUUAACCUCACCUGCAACUAAAGAUUCAUUCAGUUUUUCAGUAAUCUGUUGAUUUUAUUUUUUUCUUUAAAUUGAUUAGCUGCACAUUACAAGUCUGAAGAGCCCAAGGUGAAUUGCUUUUUUUAUCAGCUGUCUAAAACCCAAAGAUAUUUAAUUUACACUGAUAUUAGACUAAGAAAAAAGCAGCAAAUCCCUCACAUUUAAGAAGCUGGAUCCAGAGAAUCUGUGACACUUUUGUAUGAAAAUUACUAAAAUGAUAAUUAUCAGGUUGCCAGUUGAUUUGCAGUUUGUUCAACUUGUGACUUGUGAAAUGUUUUAGCACUACAUUUUACUUUUGUUAUCCUUGUAAUUUUGUCAGUGUUCACUGAAAUGUAGAAAACUGCUCACAUUUAACACCAGUAACGAUCUCUGUGAAACACCAGAAACUGAAAUUACUGCUUUUUUGUUUUUGUUAAUUACAAUUUUCUGGUCCAGUGAAAAAAUUUCCUUUAUUAUUGUCCAGUGGACACUUAAUAAAUCUGUCUCUAGUAAAUAUUUUUGGUAUUUUACUAUUUAGAAAAAUUUGCCAUGCCCACAAAAUGUAGAAAGUUUGUUUUUCUUUUUCUUUUUUUCCCACAUGUGAAAGGUCCUGUGUGUAGGAGUUAUGGGCAUCUAUAAUAUGGUAAAUAGUAUUCAUAAGUUUAUUUUCAUUAGUUUAUAAUUACCUGAAAAUGAAAAGCUUUGUGUUUUCACCACCUUAGAAUGAGCCGUUUAUAUCUGCCCAUGGAGCAGCUCCUUUUCCAGUCUGCCAUGCUACUUCUACAGUAGCCCAGAGCGGACAAAUCAAACACUGGCUCAGGAUAAAAACAUUCACGUUUUUGCAUCAGCCACCGUAGAUCUCCUACACACCCAGAACACAGGAGAUUUUUCAGUUGUGCAACCUCACCGCUAAUGCCACUAAAUCCUACACACUGGACCUUUAAAUAAAUGAGCACAGCACACCUCUACUGGUUGCCUACAAAGAUGUCACUGCCUGUCUCUCUGAAAAGAUCGAGUUUUAUAAAUGGAAGUUUGCUUUAAGUGUUUAUCUUUUUAUAAUUUCAAAGCCGAAUACAUACACAGACUUUUAUAUUUUCUCCUUUUCCUAAUUGAUUUUUUCCCCUUUUAAUACCUACUGUGUUAACUUAAAAUGGCUUUAAACGAUUUGCACUCUAGCAUGAAAGUUUACAUUUUACAGUAAGGUGUCCGUCUUUGGUUUAUGCAAAAGUGAUAUGAUAAGUGCUUUUUACAAAUGAACCUAUAAGAGAGCAGCAGAAACUAAUUUGGUUUGAACUCGGGGAGAAAGUGGUUUGACAUUUCUAAAUACAAGUUGCAGUGAAAUGUUUGUUUGUCUCUAGGAAGUGCUCCGUUAACGGCUUUUUAUGUGAACAAACUGUGUCUUUUGUUCAUUUCACUGAGAUUUCAGGGCAUAACUCCCAACUUAAAUACUCUUAGUUGUGGAUGGCAUUCAUAUGACAGAAAAUAAAUAAAUUUACUACCAUGAGAAGGA
Plectropomus leopardus (leopard coralgrouper) is the source of this 5847-nucleotide messenger RNA. It is a transcript of the gene ankrd52b, whose product is annotated as ankyrin repeat domain 52b. Lineage: Eukaryota; Metazoa; Chordata; Actinopteri; Perciformes; Serranidae. The record is from RefSeq and is a predicted model, not a curated record. Gene Ontology annotation, molecular function: protein binding.